This is a messenger RNA of Trypanosoma theileri, 1368 nucleotides long. RefSeq names its product citrate transporter. Gene Ontology annotation, biological process: mitochondrial citrate transmembrane transport. The transcript has a single exon. The record is from RefSeq and is a predicted model, not a curated record. Bases 1 to 1368 code for a protein of 455 amino acids. NCBI's taxonomy places the organism in Eukaryota, Euglenozoa, Kinetoplastea, Trypanosomatida, Trypanosomatidae.
AUGGCCACUGUAGCUGUUGGCACCUCUUCCACUAUACCAUCUAUUCAUCCAUUCCCACAGCAGCAGCAGAAGAAACAGGAACUCUUACCAAAUGAUCAACAUAUUGUCUUUUGGUCAUUUAUUGCGGGGGCAUUAACGGGUGGUAUUGAGGCCUUCUGCACAUAUCCAAUAGAGUACGUCAAGACGAAUCUGCAAUUACAGCAGCUUUCACAUGGUGUAUCAUUUUCUUCUUCUACUACUACUACUACUACUACUACUACUACUACUACUUCUUCUUCAAUGGCUGCACAGCCGCGUGUGUAUAGAGGAAUGUGGGACUGUGUGUGUACAACUGUGCGGAAUCAUAGUCCGAUGGGUCUUUAUCGUGGCUUUACGCCGGUACUUUUGGGUUCUAUUCCCAAACAGGCAUCUCGAUGGUCGGCGUAUGAGUGGGCCACAGAGACGGCCGCAACCUUCUUAACUAAUACUACUAAUACUACUAGUAAUACUAUUCACAACCGCAAUAUUACUUCUACUACGGAUGGGGCUACGAAUGUGGAUACGAUAAAACACAGAAAAAUAGCGAAGGAAAAAAAAAGUCAUACUGCAGGAUUGAGUUUAUCCAUCUUAAGUGUGUGUGGGUUUUUUGCAGGUUGUGUAGAGGCUGUAUGUGCGGUAGCCCCUGCGGAGAGUGUGAAGACGCGUUUAAUUCAAGAUGCCAAACGGCCGUCUCCUCAUUACAGUUCUCUCAGUACUAUACGUGCGGUUCAAUUAAUGCUGCAUGAGAAUGGUUUGCGUCGUACUUUCUACAGUGGUGUUGGUACUACUAUGUUAAAGCAGGGACUUAAUCAAGCUUUGCGAUUCCCUGUACAGAAGCUUUGUAUGGAUGUAUUUUGUUAUGGUCCCGCUGUGGGGAUUCCCUCUAUUCAUUCUAUCCAUAAUAAUAAUAAUAAUAAUAAUAAUAAUAAUAAUAGUGGUGAGUUUGUGAAGUCUUUAUCGUGGCAGUGUGAAGAGAGGCGGCGGAGUCCACUUUGGAAUGGAAUUGCCGGCUUUUGUGCGGGUGUUGUUUCUGUUGUGGUGACGCAGCCGGUGGAUGUUGUGAAGACACACCUGCAGUCGGGUAUGGUACUCCCACAUACCCUUCAUAAUAAUAAUAAUAAUAAUAAUAAUAAUAAUAAUAAUAAUAAUAAUAAUAAAAGUAUAAACAAGAGGAAUUCACUACACAGGAGUUGUUUUGGAUGUUAUCAGGCGAUUUACCGUGAGCGUGGAUUGGCCGGCUUUUACGCUGGUGUUGUGGCGCGGAGUGUACACGUUGGGGCUCACGUCGCCUUAACAUUCACCGUCUUUCCUGUUAUUAGACGGGCUGUGUUGGGCAACAGUUGUGUUUAA